Argiope bruennichi is the source of this 1113-nucleotide messenger RNA. RefSeq lists its product as uncharacterized. Lineage: Eukaryota; Metazoa; Arthropoda; Arachnida; Araneae; Araneidae. The coding region runs from base 1 to 1113 and encodes 370 amino acids. The record is from RefSeq and is a predicted model, not a curated record. The transcript has 2 exons.
AUGGUACAACUCUUUCCGGAGGAACUACGUCGCAUCAUCGAUGGGAGGUGCCAGAUCCCACCUAUUUAUAAAAAUUCGGCGAGUGAAGUCCCUGCCCUAGGUGUGAGUGAAGUCCCUGCCCUAGGUGUGAGUGAAGUCCCUGCCCUAGGUGUGAGUGAAGUCCCUGCCCUAGGUGUGAGUGAAGUCCCUGCCCUAGGUGUGAGUGAAGUCCCUGCCCUAGGUGUGAGUGAAGUCCCUGCCCUAGGUGUGAGUGAAGUCCCUGCCCUAGGUGUGAGUGAAGUCCCUGCCCUAGGUGUGAGUGAAGUCCCUGCCCUAGGUGUGAGUGAAGUCCCUGCCCUAGGUGUGAGUGAAGUCCCUGCCCUAGGUGUGAGUGAAGUCCCUGCCCUAGGUGUGAGUGAAGUCCCUGCCCUAGGUGUGAGUGAAGUCCCUGCCCUAGGUGUGAGUGAAGUCCCUGCCCUAGGUGUGAGUGAAGUCCCUGCCCUAGGUGUGAGUGAAGUCCCUGCCCUAGGUGUGAGUGAAGUCCCUGCCCUAGGUGUGAGUGAAGUCCCUGCCCUAGGUGUGAGUGAAGUCCCUGCCCUAGGUGUGAGUGAAGUCCCUGCCCUAGGUGUGAGUGAAGUCCCUGCCCUAGGUGUGAGUGAAGUCCCUGCCCUAGGUGUGAGUGAAGUCCCUGCCCUAGGUGUGAGUGAAGUCCCUGCCCUAGGUGUGAGUGAAGUCCCUGCCCUAGGUGUGAGUGAAGUCCCUGCCCUAGGUGUGAGUGAAGUCCCUGCCCUAGGUGUGAGUGAAGUCCCUGCCCUAGGUGUGAGUGAAGUCCCUGCCCUAGGUGUGAGUGAAGUCCCUGCCCUAGGUGUGAGUGAAGUCCCUGCCCUAGGUGUGAGUGAAGUCCCUGCCCUAGGUGUGAGUGAAGUCCCUGCCCUAGGUGUGAGUGAAGUCCCUGCCCUAGGUGUGAGUGAAGUCCCUGCCCUAGGUGUGAGUGAAGUCCCUGCCCUAGGUGUGAGUGAAGUCCCUGCCCUAGGUGUGAGUGAAGUCCCUGCCCUAGAAGUCCCUGCCCUAGGUGUGAGUGAAGUCCCUGCCCUAGAAGUCCCUGCCCUAGGUGUGAGUUUUUUAUGCAUGUAG